GCUUUCCUAACCCCCCACCCUUCUUCCCACCCCCAGCCCCCACCUUCCUUUGCUUCCCACCAGCUGCAGUCUCUUGGCCGGGAAGCAACUGCUUCAGCCUUGGCCCGCUUGGAUUCACCCAGCCCACACUGGCUGGCUCCCUGAGCUGGUAUUUCUUCUUUCUGUUUCUUUUGGUUUCUGCUGUGCCUCCCACCACCUCCCCCUCCUUUCUCUCGAACACCUGGCUCCAUGUGCUGUCUUUGCUUCUUCUUAAAGGCUGUGAAGCCCCACUCAACUGGGGAACUACUACCCCAGUCCUCAACACCACGCUGGUGGGACACCUGGGACUUUUUUUUUUUUUGCUUGUUUCAUUUUGCUUUGCUUUAUUGUUUUCUUUUUCUUUUCAUGGCUCAGGAGCCCCUUCUAGCCGGGCUGCUCUGCAAGGCUUAGGAGCCACUCCCCCAGUCUGCACAGCCAUGUAAAACCCCCAUCUGCACAGCCACAUAGGUGGGAUCUUUGGGGGCAUUUCUUUCUUUUUUUUUUUUCCUCUCUCUUGCCCUUUCUGUCUUUCUUCAUUUCUCAGUUCUUGUCUCUCUAGACUUACUUUCUUUUCCUGUCCCCUGAAUACCUGAUGCUGUGUGCUCUAGCCAGGCUAUAUUACACAGCCUGGGAGCCACUUUCCUGGUCUUCGCAGCCACACCAGUAAGAACCCCGGGGGGGUUUUCUUUUCCAAAUUUUUAUCUAGUUGCUUUUUUUUUCCUUUUUGAUUUUCCCCAUUUCUCAGUUUCUCAUCUCUCCAGUCCAACGGCAAGCUCCCUUAGCACUUUUUUUUUUCCUUUUUUGUUUGUUUUUGGCUCCUAUUUCUCUCUCCUCUCUCUCCUCUUUUCCAUACUCACAUUAGUUUCACACACCACAACCUCCACCAUCUUUCCUGCCUACCUGUGCUGUGUGCUGAGUAUUACACCUCUGAGCAGCACAGGCACAGCCUACUGGAACCUGCCCAGCACUGAUUCCUGGCCUGCCCUGUCAGUUCUAGUAUGUGCCACAAACAGCCCAUCCCAACCCCUCCCCUUCAGCUGGACCUGCCCUGCUGCACCAUAGCUGAGUGACUGGCCCUGCCCAGUAGACAAGGAGGCGAAAAGUAUUGUGACUACAGACAAGCAAACAACAAAGAAUGCACCACCCACCUGCUCAGACAUAACCAAAUAAAACAAAAAAGCAGGACAAAUCAAGAAAUGAAGAAAAUAACUACCCAAUGCCCUGAAGACAGCAGACUAUAUCAAAACAUAUUGAAAAACAGGAGAGGAUGGUUCCAGUAGGCAUCCAAAAUAAAACACCAGAUGACUUUCCAGUAGAAGAAAAGACACUAGAACUACCUGACAGGGAAUUCAAAUCUCUGAUCUUCAGAGCUAUCCAAGAGUCGAAGCAAAAAGCAGACAAAAGUGAGGAAAAAAUAGACAAAUUUGUGGAAAAGCCAGACAAAUUCAUGGAAAAUACAAAAAAAGGGAAGAAUUCAGGAAAAUAAUACAGAAACAAAAUGCCAAAAUAAAUUCACAACUAGAAAUCAUACAGAAACAACAAUUAGAAAUCCAAAAGAUAAACAAUAAGAUUUCAGAAAUGGACAGUGUCAUAGAGGGGCUGAGGAGCAGGUUUGAAAUGAUGGAAGAGAGGAUCAGCAAAAUUGAAGACAAACACUUGGGUACAACCCUGUUUCAGGAAAAAUCAGAAAAAAGAAUGAAGAAAAAUGAAGAAACCCUGAGAAUUAUGUGGGAUACAAUCAAAAGCAAAAAUGUGCGAGUGAUUGGACUUCCAGAACAGGGAAAUAGAAAACACAGAGGGGAUCACUAAAGAAUUGCUGACAGGAAACUUGCCUGAUAUCUUAAAUGAUGGAAAGCUGACCAUCCAGGAAGCUCAACAAACCCCAUAUAAGAUAGACCCCAAAAGAAAAACACCAAGAUAUAUCAUAAUCACACUCACUAAAGCCAAAGACAAAGAAAAAAUCCUGACAGCAGCUCGAGAAAAACAAAAAGUCAUGUCCAGAGGAGAAACAAUAAGACAAGGCUCUGAUUAUUUGGCAGAAACCAUGCAGGCAAGAAGGCAAUGAGAUGACAUAUAUAAAACCUUGAAAGAAAAAAAUUGCCAACCAAGAAUAAUAUAUCCUGCAAAACUUUCAUUUAAAUAUGAUGGAGAAAUGAGGACAUUUCUAGAUAAACAGAAAUUAAGGGAAUAUGUAAAAACUAAACCAAACUUAAAGGAGUUAUUAAAGGGAGUCCUUCGGUCUGAGAACAAACAACAUCAGACCACAUCUUGAAUCUAGAACAUAAGAUUGUACCAGCCAGAUACCAAUGUAGGAAAUGAACUCUCAAUGACUAUCUAAAACCAAACUAUGGAAAUACAGGAGCUGUAUUUGAUGAAAAUACUAGGAAAAUAUUGGUUGUGCAAGACCGAAAUAAAAAUAACAACCUAAGAUUAGAGAGGUUACAGUAACUUAUUCAACGUUACACAGCUAGUAGGUGGCAGAAUCAUAAUUCAAGUCUGGAGAGAAUCUUCUCACUAAAUCAGAGUAAAUGAAAACAGACAGUGAAUUAAAACUUGGAUCCGAAAGAUUAAAAAACAUGUGGAAGUUUCCAGGAGGCCUGUCAGAGCCUGGAGAAGAUAUCGGAGACACAGCAGUUCGAGAAGUUUUUGAAGAGACUGGUAUAAAAUCAGAAUUCAGAUCCCUCCUGAGUAUUCGGCAACAGCACACCAAUCCAGGAGCUUUUGGGAAGUCGGAUAUGUAUAUAAUCUGCCGCCUAAAGCCAUAUUCAUUCACCAUAAAUUUUUGCCAGCAUGAAUGCUUAAGGUGUGAGUGGAUGGAUCUCAAUGACCUGGUCAAGACUGAAAAUACGACUCCCAUCACCAGCAGAGUAGCUAGGCUGAUGCUCUAUGGGUACAGAGAAGGAUUUGACAAGAUUGACCUGACCAUGGAAGAACUUCCAGCAGUUUACACAGGCUUGUUCUAUAAACUCUAUCACAAGGAACUGCCAGAGAAUUACAAAACUAUGACAGGAAUGUACUAA
Molecule: messenger RNA, 3038 nt
Organism: Loxodonta africana (African savanna elephant)
Lineage: Eukaryota; Metazoa; Chordata; Mammalia; Proboscidea; Elephantidae
Gene: NUDT6
Product: nudix hydrolase 6
Exons: 5
Coding region: 2547-3038 (163 amino acids)
Molecular function (GO): NAD binding; ADP-ribose diphosphatase activity; NADH pyrophosphatase activity
Source: RefSeq, a predicted model, not a curated record